AUGAUGAAGGACAAAGUUCAUGUGAAACCGAAGCUUCACCACUCAAGCUAUUCCUCAUCUCCAAACUCGGCCAGCUCUUCUUUCACUUCAUGGCGACAAUCUAGUACUGCCGAACCUGCCAGCCGACAGCCGGCGUUAAGCAUGCCCUUAGAGGUGUCCACAAGCGCCAGCCCCGCUUCUAGCUCCCUGCGGAUCGAGCCUGAAAUCAGCCAGCCAGCUGACGCAUCAUCUUCUUUCUGUCCAUCCUCCUCAUCGUCGUCCUCCUCAUCCUCAUCCUCAUCCUCCUCAUCCUCUUCUUUACCCACUUCCUCUUCCUCCUUCUCGGGCUCUGUCAAUACCACUGCCGUUGGAGGCGUAUCGACUGGCAUCACUUCUUCUGCCCCUUCCUUACCUGUCUUCCGGCAAGGCGCUAGUGUUGACAACUCUUUCGGUCAGCCUUCCAGCCUCCAGAUACCUUUUUCGUCGCCUUUAUUGUGUCAAAGUCUGUCGCAAUCAACGAUACAGUUACCGUUGAUUCAGCCUUCUUCCUCCAUUCGACAAAGUGAUGCAAGCCUUGGUAAGGUAGGAGGAUGUCACUGCUACGCCUGCUAUGAUCUUCGACCGGCCGAGACAUGUAGCUCCGAAGAGGUCGGAGCUUGUCGGUCAACAGGUCGCAAGACAGGCCAGGCAGACAGAGGCAUUAUAUCUUCUUCCCCACAACAAUGGUUAAACCCUCAACUGAUUCAACCUCAGCCUCAGCCCCAGUCUCAAACCCAGACUCAGCUCCAGCCUCAGCCUCAGCUUCAGCUUCAGGCUCAGCAUCAACUUCAGCCCCAGGUUCAGCACCAGCUCCAGCUCCAGCCUCAGUCCCAACCACAAGUUAAUUAUCAACCUCAGCUCCAGCAAAUUUCCCAACAUCAACACCCAAAACAAUUCCUGGUUCAGCCAACUACCCAAUCUCAGCCUCCCCAACCUCCUCAUCUUCAACUUCAACCUCAUAUUCAUCCUCAGCCCCAGUCACAGCAUCAGAUUUAUUCACAACAACAACAACUCAAUCUAUUGCCGCAGCAAUCAGUAGACCCUUGCCUCGUACAGGUAUCACCUCUGGCCUCCAGUACUACGCCUUCUCAAUGCUCCUCUCUGGUUCCUCCACUCUCUACACAUAUUCCUGCCCUACCACCUCUGCUGCUCUUACCGCCACCUCUUCAUCUUCCCACCGCCGGAUAUCCUGGACUUCAAGUAAAUCAAGCUAUGAGGUUUGAUUAUUUGGUGAAGGCACCGCAGGUUCAGCACAUGCAGCAACUUCAAAAGCUGGCCAGAAUGCCGAAAGAGCAGCAUGUACAGAGGCCACAACAUCAGCUACAAAUGCAAGUGCAACCACCCCUACCCCUACCACCACCAGCAGCACCAGCACCACUACCACAACAACAACACUUUAAUACACAGGCAUCUACAACGAAUCAGCUAACUCUGCUUGCCAGACAAUUACAGGGCCAAGUGGAUUCACAGCUCACAAACUCAUUAAUUCCAGAGACCCUUCUUUCAGUUUUGAAGCCACCGGGGCACGAAGAAGGUAUGGUCCAACCUAAUCGGAAAAGUGAGACAAAUGGCAAGAUUGAAGGGGGAAAAUUCGAGACUUUAAACAAGGGAAAAGGAGAAAGUCUUCUACAAAACUUGGUUCAAGUGCAUCCUCCAGAAUUUCGCCAAAUGAGUAAGCAUUGCAUAACCUAA
This is a messenger RNA of Protopolystoma xenopodis, 1710 nucleotides long. Lineage: Eukaryota; Metazoa; Platyhelminthes; Monogenea; Polystomatidea; Polystomatidae. The record is from the annotation of a GenBank genome assembly.